This is a messenger RNA of Dermochelys coriacea (leatherback sea turtle), 3309 nucleotides long. RefSeq names its product transmembrane protein 81 (gene TMEM81). Lineage: Eukaryota; Metazoa; Chordata; Testudines; Dermochelyidae. The record is from RefSeq and is a predicted model, not a curated record. The transcript has a single exon. The coding region runs from base 2070 to 2867 and encodes 265 amino acids.
AUCUCUGCUUCAAAGAGUUUACAAUCUAGGGGUUGUUUGUUUAUUUUGCAGCAAGAAUUUGCUUGAAAAAAUUUCAUUUAACAAAAACAAAUUCUUAGUCUAAUAAAAAUAUUUCCAUAUUCUAUUAAACAAACAAAAAAAACAGUGCGAACAUAUGGUCUUAAGUAUGAGUUUGCAUUUGUGUGCAACACAAAAGUUCCUGGACAGAGAACCUGAAAGUGAAACUGACCAUAAGGAAAAGAGAAAUUGACUUAAUUGAAUUUAUGUUCCAGUCUCUCAUGCUAUGCUGAGCUUAGUAUCAAUAUUGAGAGAAUGUAGAGAUAGUGAACAAAAUAAAUAGAGAACAGUAAACUGGAUUUUAAAAAUUCUUUCAGAUUUAAUAAUCUAAGGUAGUGGUGGUGAGAGGUGUAGUUAUUUGUUAGCACUGUUCAUUUUUAAGGAAAAAGUCACUGUUCCUGCAAUCUGAUCAUGGGUAAUCCUGAUCUUUAGUAAUAUCCAAUACUCAGUUUGCUGGUCAGGGACCACUUUUGUUUUCUGGACUAUUGUCACAAUACUGUAUUGCUCCAUCAGAAAUAAAUACUAUGUUUACUUCUUAUGACACAUGAUACUUGGCACUUUAUUGCACCUGUCUUCGAAGACUUUCACAGCUCUUUAUGAACCAUUCUCUUCUCUCCUUGCACCAACACCCGUAAAUCGUAAGUGGCUGUGUCCAUGUUGCUAUUCUAUCAACUGGAACGUGAAGGUUGUGAUUCUCCAACGGUCACUCAGUGAGUAGGUAACUGAGUCCAGAAUAGAACCUGGGUGUCAAAUUCACAGCUAAUAUAAGUGGCAUCUGAAGUCAGUGCAGCUGCAGCCACCUCUGCAGAACCUGGGGCUCCUGACUCCCAGCCUUACGCACGAACGCUGAUACAGUCAGCUCAAAUGGGGCCGCCUGUUUUUACUAACUUCAGUGUUCUAAUGUGUUGUGGCCAUUUUGGAGCUUUCUUCAUCAAAUCAUCCAUUUAAGAUGUUUGCCUGGAUGAGUGCGACGUUCUUUGUGCCAUCAUCCUGCCUCGUGGAAGGCUGGAAUGGUGGGCAGGAAUGGUGUCCUUAGCAUUUGUUUGCCAGAAGCUGGGAAUGAGCAACGGUGGAUCACUUGAUGAUUAGCUGUUCUGUUCAUUCCCUCUGGGGCACCUGGCACUGGCCACUGUCGGAAGACAGGAUACUUGGCUAGAUGGACCUUUGGUCUGACCCAGUAGGGCCAUUCUUAUGUUCUCUUAUGCUGGUUUAUGACAUCAUCAUUGUUUCACAGUAGCAUGUGUUAUGGAAACUUUAGAGACUUAAUUGAGCCAUGGAGGGAAGUGAAGAACCAGGUCACCUCUCUGCAUAUACAAAAUGUCUGCUGUCCUAUUAGAAAGGAAAAUAGCCAAGCAUAUAAGUGGUUAUAUUAAAAUAUUUACCAGUUUGCCUUUAAACUCUUGAUGUUCUGAUGGCAAUGAAGUCAAAAGCUUAUCUUCGUGAUAUUGGAGAUUUGGGGAAUGCUUUAAAUUUCAAGAUACAAAUAUGUAAGAUAGUACUCCUCACGUACAUGGUAAGUACUAUUUUCCUAUUGUUUUGUUGGCAUUGUAUUGGGGUUUCAAGAUUUUAUUAUGGAUUGUGUUUUAUAGUUUGGGAUUGGAGAAAUUCAACUGGAAUAACUUCUCUUUGCUGCAGAAGUUGUUUUAAAAUCAUUUUUCGGUUCUCCCUUCCGCUCCCUGAGAGUUUAAAUAAAAAUAUUUUGUAUCAAAGGGGGUUUCCUGUUGUUGGAGUUGAGUAGUUUAAAAUGAGCUAUGAAACAUCUGUUAUAGAAAUAGGAACCCACGUGACGAACAAGGAUUAACCUAUUAAUAGGUUGCAUUUUCUUUAGCAGCGUUUCACUUCAAGUCUUUGUUCCUGGAGGAUUUAAUGUAUGUGGGGAGUUGGUUCAUGAGGAUUCUGCUGCUGGAAUUUCAGUAAUACGUAGGAUGAACACUUAUGAAGAAUGACUUGCACUUGUUGGACUACUAACUGCCAUUGACUUAGAAGUGGCUUAUAAAAUUGACUAUGCAGAGAUGAAGACCUUGGAAAACAGCUUUAUCUGUGGGACAUUAGCUUUUGGUUUCUAUCUGCCUUUGUUAGCAGCUUCCCUUGACACAGUUACUAUCCCAGCGCAGCUGAAGUCAGCAGUGGCUAAGGUUUUGGUCAGCACCACAUCCUGCAGUGUCACCUGUGGCCUGGGCUUCAAGGUGGAGGAGGUAUGUCAGAUUGAUCCGCAUGGCAAAAGGAGUCAUUGUAUCUUCCGCAGGUCGGACUGCCUGACCAACUGGAUCUGUGGGUUACUCCAUUUCACUGUCCCCGUUGGCAAACCAUUUGAGCUCAGCUGCCUGACCUCUGAGAUGAUUGGUGUUGGCAGCCAGGCCUUUAUCUACACCUGGAGGCUUGCCAGAGGCAUAAUCACCACAGAUGAUCUGCUUUUCAAACCUUUCAAGACCCCAAGCUAUGUCAUUAAACUUUCCCCUGCCAAAGAAUCUGAUGCAGGGACUUACAGGUGUGAUGUGCAGCUGAUGAAGACAUUCAAGCUUGUCAAGAGGAUCUACUUUGGACUUCGAGUGAUCCCUAAUGACUUAGUGGAUCUGAACUUUCAAAAAUCCUUGACUCUGGAACAGAAAUUAGCAGCAAAUGAAAAGGAAGCAAACCAACAGAAUGGCACCAGCGUCGUAGUACAAUGGCAUCAACAGUCUUGGCAAAGAAGGGCCUUGUUGGUGUUCCUGAUAGGAAUUGGAACUGGGGUGGCAGGAGGAGUGUUGGUGGGCACAGUUUUCUACAUUUUGCUGGAGGCUCGCAGGAAAAACAGAGCCACAGAGGAGUGAACUGCUUUUUAAUGUGGUCUCUUCUGACAGAAGGAUGGCUUAUUGCAAUACUUAUGCUGUCUUAGUGGCAGUAUUUCAAACUGAUGUAGGUGUGUGUUUCUGAUAAACUGAGAUUUAACUAUUAAAGCAAUAAAAUAAUCUCUCAUAAUGUGCUUGCUUUUAGUUUCAUAAGUCUGUGGUAUGUCACCACAGGACUUCGGAACCAGCAACUCCUGAGUCUUAAUGAUAGCCCUGCUGCAGACUUGGGCAAGUUACUUAGAACCUACAUUUUCAAAAAGGUCCAUUAAUUUUGGGUGUCCAACCCAGCCACCUAAGACUUGAACUUUAGGAGGGUACAGAUGAUUGUUGAUAGAGUAGACUGCUCGUUGCUCACCAGUUGCUAUCCUGCUGCCUCUGACUAGUUCAGAACAGUGUUUCCCUAGCUAGUAUUCAUUCCACUACU